Messenger RNA from Racocetra persica, 3462 nucleotides. The record is from the annotation of a GenBank genome assembly. Lineage: Eukaryota; Fungi; Glomeromycota; Glomeromycetes; Diversisporales; Gigasporaceae.
AUGAGUAUCACGUCGUCUAAAGCUGAACAGCAUUCAAGGGCUUCUGUAAAAUCCCUAAAACUCAAUACUAAAAGAGAUUCUACUAUUGAAGAAUCUUUAAAAACCUAUCAACUUUUGGAAGCUCUUCGGUCAGUGGCUUUUGAAGAAAAAAUCGAAUUCUGUUUCUUGGGAUUUGAUUAUAUCUAUGUAGAUCGUCAGAUCAAAAGCUCUAAGAUGAAUAAAUCAAAUAAUUGUAACAAUUCCCGAGAUACAACUGUACUUUCAUCACUUUUGUCCAACUAUAAUCUACCAGCAUUGACAUCACCUAAUUCAAUUUCUGGAGAAACUAAUCAUGUUAUGCCACCUUCACCCCUUACAUUUGCUGUUCAAUGUGCAACAAUGGCCACUAUUGAAUUUAUUAUUACAAAUUAUUCUCAUAUUAUUGAUGUUAAUCAAAGAGAUCAACAUGGAAAUACUGCAUUACAUUAUGCCGCAAAAUCUGGAAGAAUAGACGUUCUUGAAUUAUUAUUGAAACAAAAAUAUAUUAAUGAUACUAUAACAAAUAAUGAGGGUAAACAACCCGUAGAAGUUGCUAAAAAUCGCGAAGUAACUAGUUUUUUGGAAGAAAACAGAUCCAAUUUUGUUGAACGUACUUCAGAUCUAUUUCAACAAUAUGUUGCUGAUUCAAAUUAUGUUGGAAUUCAAAGUCUUUUUCAAGAUCCUCGUACAGCUGCCUUGGUUAAUAUUAAUCAUAUUGAUUCUACCAGUGGUUCAACUCUUUUACAUGAUGUUGCUCGAAAAAGAGAUUUAGAAAUGGUACAAUUUUGUUUGGAUCAUGGUGCUGAUGUUUCUAUUAGAGAUCGUAAAGGUAAAUUUCCUGCUGAUGUGACUAAAGAUGAUAAAAUAAAGACUUUACUUAAACAAGGUGCUCCUGCAACAAGUCUUGUCAUUACUUCUUUACAUCAUCAGCCACCAAUGUUAAAAGGUUAUUUACAUAAGUGGACAAAUUAUGCUAGUGGAUAUAAGAGUCGGUGGUUUGUACUUGAAAAUGGCAUGUUAUCUUAUUUUAAAAAUCAAGAUGAUGCUGGAAAUUCAUGUCGUGGUUCGAUCAAUAUGAAAAUAGCAAAAAUUUCUAUUGAUAGUACUGAUAGACUUAGAUUUGAUAUUAUUGGUAAAGGUUCUGUAAGAUAUCAUUUACGUGCUAAUAAUCCUCGUGAAGCACAACAAUGGGUAGUUGCAUUAACUCAAUCAUCAGCAUAUUAUGAAAAAAAUGAUAAAGGUCGUAGACAAAGUGUUAUUGAUGAUUCUAUUAGUGAUGAAACUCGAAUAGGUCGAAGUUUACAUAAAUCCGAAUCUCAUGCUGAUACUAUAACAUCUGCUGAUUCCGAUCGUGAUCGUUCAAGAUCACCAUCAAAUCAAUCAAUCGAUUUAGAAAAUGUUCCUAAUGAAGAUUCUUAUCGUAUAACUAUAAGUUCUACAAGAGCUCAAUUAGAAUUACAAAAUCAAUUAUUGGAUUCUCUUUCUUCUACUUUUUCGGAAUCUUCUUCAACUGAAUCAAAAGAAUCUACUAUAAUAGAUACUUUUUCGCAAUCCCUUAGAACACUUCAUAAUCUUGUUGAUGAUGUUCUUCGUAUGACUGAAGAACGUGAUGUAUAUUGGAAUAGAAAAUUGGAAAAGGAAUUAGAAGCUAAAAGACUUUGGGAAGAAAGUAUGCGAUUACUUGCAAUGGAAAAAUCUGAAAUGGAAAAACUUAUACAACAAAAUGUUCAAGAACAAAAGAUGAGAAAAAAACAAUUAAAAGCUGCUCUUGCUGAAAGUCAUCUUAAUUCUCCAUCCAGCCCUUCACGUAUGUCCUCUUCAGAUAUUUUUGAUGCUUCAUUUAAAGUAGCUGAUGAUUCUUCUAAUUUACCUGAUACUUAUGGACAAAGAGUUUCAAUGGAACAAGCUACUUCAAUAUUAUCAAUGUUGGCAGAAGAUUAUGAUAAUGAUGAAUUUUAUGAUGCUUUGGAUAAUAAUGACGAAACUCAAGAAGUUGUUAAAUUAGAUGACUCAGAAAUAAUUACAUUAAAUAAUUCUACUACUAGUUAUAUUUCCAGUUCAUAUUGUGGUUAUCCUGAAUUUAUUCGAGAAAAACUUCCAAUUGAUGAAUCUUCACGUCCUGAAGUUUCUUUAUGGGCUAUUUUAAAGAAUUCAAUUGGAAAAGAUUUAAGUAAAAUCACUUUACCUGUGUAUUUUAAUGAACCAACAUCAAUGUUACAACGUAUGGCUGAAGAUAUGGAAUAUGGUGAUCUUUUAGAUAUUGGUGCUCGACAAAAAGGAAGUACUGAGAGAAUUUUAUAUGUUGCAGCUUUUGCAAUGAGUAAUUAUUCUAGUACUGUUGGUCGUAUUGCUAAACCUUUUAAUCCGUUAUUGGGUGAAACUUAUGAAUAUGUAAGACGUGAUAAAGCUUUUCGAUAUAUUUCAGAACAAGUUAGUCAUCAUCCGCCAAUAAGUGCAUGCUAUUGUGAAUCCAUGAAUUUUGAUUUCUUUGCAGAAGUGGAUGUUAAAUCAAAGUUUUGGGGAAAAUCAUUUGAAAUUCAUCCACAAGGUGUUUCACAUGUUAGAUUAAAAGUACCGAAAGAAUAUUGGCCAAGUGAAGUUAAUGGAAUACCAGAAUCAUUUAUUGCUAAUGGAAAUCCAAGAGCAUUUUCCGAACAUUAUUCAUGGAAAAAAGUUACGACUUGUGUAAACAAUUUAAUAUUGGGAACUCCAUGGAUUGAUCAUUAUGGAGAUAUGAUUAUUACUAAUCAUUUAACGGGAGAUAUUUGUGUUUUAACAUUUAAAGCUCGAGGAUGGAGAGGAAAAGAUGCAUUUGAAAUUAGGGGAUAUGUUAAAGAUUCAAAUAAUAAAGAAGUAUGGGAAAUUGCGGGAAGAUGGAAUGAAAGAUUAGUAGCAAGAAGAAGUGAUGAAAGUUUAUCAACCACAAAUGAUGAUUUAGGUAGUACUUCUACUACAGUUAAUGAAGCUCCAAUAGAUGAAAUAUUAUUACCAUCACCAACACAUUCUUCAACUUCAAUAAAUACACGACCAAUAUAUUUAUUAUGGAAACGAACUCCAUUACCUGAAGAACCUUUACCAUUUAAUCUUACACAAUUUGCUGCUACACUUAAUGAUUUACCUGAUAGUUUAGUAAAUUGGAUUGCACCUACUGAUAGUCGAUUUCGACCUGAUCAACGUGCAAUGGAAAGUGGAUUAUAUGAUUUAGCUAGUUCUGAAAAAGUAAGAUUAGAAGAAAAACAACGAGCAAAAAGAAAAAAGAGGGAAAAUGGUCUUUUAAAUGAUCAUGAACCUAGUUGGUUUACUCGUGAUAUUGAACCUGAUACAGGUGAAAAAUAUUGGAAAUUUAAUUGUGAAUAUUGGAAAGAAAGAGAUCGAACUGGAAAAGAAAAAUCUGAAGGAAUUGGUGAAGGGAAAUGGAAUAUUCCUGAUGAUGAUAUUUUUUAA